Messenger RNA from Anguilla rostrata (American eel), 1941 nucleotides. RefSeq names its product claudin-10-like. Gene Ontology annotation, molecular function: structural molecule activity. NCBI's taxonomy places the organism in Eukaryota, Metazoa, Chordata, Actinopteri, Anguilliformes, Anguillidae. Gene Ontology annotation, biological process: bicellular tight junction assembly; cell adhesion. The transcript is spliced from 4 exons. The record is from RefSeq and is a predicted model, not a curated record. Bases 326 to 1369 code for a protein of 347 amino acids. Gene Ontology annotation, cellular component: bicellular tight junction; plasma membrane.
UGUGUUUGCAUGUGCGUGUUUGCGUGUGCGUGUGCAUGUUUGCUGGUGUCUGUGUUUGCGUGUGCAUGUUUGCUGAUGUCUGUGUUUGCGUGUUUGCUGGUGUCUGUGUUUGCGUGUGCGUGUUUGCUGGUGUCUGUGUUUGCUGGUGUCUGUGUUUGCGUGUGCGUGUUUGCUGGUGUCUGUGUUUGCGUGUGCGUGUUUGCUGGUGUCUGUGUUUGCGUGUGCGUGUUUGCUGGUGUCUGUGUUUGCGUGUGCGUGUUUGCUGGUGUCUGUGUUUGCGUGUGCGUGUUUGCUGGUGUCUGUGUUUGCGUGUUUGCUGGUGUCUAUGGUUGCAUGUGUGCGUGUUUGUGCGGGGUCUCUGUGUGCGUGUUUGUGCGGGGUCUCUGUGUGCGUGUUUGUGCUGGGUCUCUGUGUGCGUGUGCGUGUUUGUGCGGGGUCUCUGUUUGCGUGUGCGUGUGUGUGUUUGCGUGUGCGUGUUUGUGCUGGGUCUCUGUUUGCGUGUGCGUGUUUGCGUGUGCGUGUUGGGGUCUCUGUUUGCGUGUGCGUGUUUGUGCGUUUGUGUGCGUGUUGUGUGUGUGUGCGGGGUCUCUGUUUGCGUGUGUGUGCGGGGUCUCUGCGUGUGCGUGUGUGUGCGGGGUCUCUGUUUGCGUGUGCGUGUGUGUGCGGGGUCUCUGCGUGUGCGUGUGUGUGCGGGGUCUCUGUUUGCGCGUGCGUGUUUUUGCACGGGGUCACGCGGUUGCCAGUGUACAUACACGUGUGCCGGGCCCUCAUCAUCAUAGCGAUCAUCCUGGGCUUCUUCGGGGCCAUCCUGGCCCUCGUGGGGAUGAAGUGCACCAAGAUCGGCGGCUCGGACAUCGUCAACGCAAAAGUCACAUUUGCAGCGGGGAUAAACUACCUGAUCUCAGGGUUCUGUGCCAUGAUCGCAUUCUCCUGGUAUGGAAACAAGAUAAGAGCCGAAUUUGUGGACCCGAACUACAAGGCGCAGAAAUUUGAGAUCGGAGCAGCGGUUUUCGUGGGCUGGGGGGGCUCUUCCCUGCUCAUAGUGGGGGGGUUCGUCUACAGUUUCUUCGCUGGAAGGGAGGGCCUCGGCUCCAGUUCAAAGAACCCAAAGAAGCCUGGGUCUAACAUCACUGCUCGAACCCGGCGCACGUACAUGCUGCCACCCCAGACUAGGGACGGUGGAGAGAGCCGACGGACCAGGGCCAGCAGAGAUCCCUACGCCCAGACUGCCAGAUCACUCAUUAGAUACCCUUACGCCCAAACUGCCAGAUCACUCAGUAGAGAUCCCUACGCCCAAACAGCCAGAUCACUUAGUAGAGCUCCCUACGCCCAAACCGCCAGAACCCUCAGUAGAGAUGCCUUUGUCUAAUGCACUUCAGUGAAGAUGUCAAUGUCUAAUGCACCACAUUACAGGUCGAUGCAAAAGGAAUACCUUCUGAAUAUCAAGGAGACAAAACUUAGUUUUAAAUUUAGUUUUUUUUUUUUUGAUAAUUCAGUCACUAUCUGCAAACAGGAAACAGAAUACUGAGAAUUAUAACUUUAAAUCGGCACACUGCACAUAGUUUACACCGUACAAACCUCUCUGGGCUACAGGUACAUUCAGUGGUUUGCCCUGAAUUUCAGAGACUUGCACACAAAACCUGGGCAAUGAAAAUACACUAAAACUGAAAUAAUAUUUUAAAAUAUCCAAAGGUAAACUCCCUCUUUAAAACUGAAACUUACCAUAUGUAGCCUAAUGACACUUCACAUGCUGAACAGAAUAAUGGCAACUGUCUUACCAAUGAACUCCACCUAUUGGCAUAGCAACUGAUUAAUGAGUGUGCGCGUUAUUUACUUUCUCCAGCAGAGGGCAGUAAUGAUUAUUAAAAUGCAUGGGAAAAUGUUAAUUUAAACAAAAAAUUGUUAAUGUGCUUUGUGUAAUAAAUAUUUUUUAAAUCUGUA